AUGGUGCGCCCGAGGGGUCUCUCCAACUCCUCCUCGGUCUCCUCAGUUCCCGACCAGGAUCAGGAACUGGGGAGUAUGUAUGAUUAUCUGGCUAAGGUGAUCUUGCUGGGUCCGAGUGGUGCAGGAAAAUCCUGUGUCUUACACCGUUUCGUUAAGAAUGAAUGGCGAGUACUCUCCUCGCAAACCAUCGGCGUCGAAUUCUCUUCCCGCAUCGUCAAGCUCGGCACAGGCUCUCGUCGCCGGCGCAUCAAGCUCCAGCUCUGGGAUACAGCUGGCACCGAGCGCUUCCGUUCUGUCUCUCGCUCCUACUACCGCGGCGCCGCCGGCGCAAUCCUCGUCUACGAUGUUGCCUCCUAUGCCUCUUUCGCUGCUCUCCCAACGUUCCUAAUGGAUGCGCGCGCACUCGCUUCGCCAAAUCUGACCGUCUUGCUAGCGGGGAAUAAAGCGGAUUUGGCAGAUUCGACCGCUUCAUCCGAUUACCACGACGAUGCACACCGACCCCCACCAACCCCAUCCAGCACCUCGAGUAAACAAUCGUCUCUCCCCUUCGAUGCGACCGGCUCCGUACGCUCAACGACAUACCUAGGCCCGGGGACGAGAAUGACCGCCUCAUUCGCCGAGGGUCGCGAGGUUAGUAAGGACGAUACCGCGCGCUGGGCCGCGCAGUCGAAUAUCCCCGUUGCAGUGGAGAUUUCCGCUCUCACAGGUGAGGGUGUGGAAGAGGUCUUUCAGCGGCUAGCCCGUAUUAUCUUGACCAAGAUUGAGUUGGGAGAAAUCGACCCGGAUGACCCGCAGAGCGGGAUUCAAUAUGGAGAUGGAGGCUUGUACGGUCAUGGUGCGAGUGAUGCCUCGAGUAUUCGGAGUCGAGCUACGCUGGAUGAGAAUGCUUUAUCACUGCAUCGGCCCUCGAGGAGACGGGGUCGGCCGAGUUCGGGCUGGAAGGGUGGGAUGAGAGAGUGGGAGGAUGUGUUCCGACUCGGUGGUUCGACGUCCCGCAGAAAUCGCGGGUGCUGUUGA
This is a messenger RNA of Penicillium subrubescens, 1017 nucleotides long. RefSeq names its product putative Ras family GTPase (Rab4b). The coding region runs from base 1 to 1017 and encodes 338 amino acids. Gene Ontology annotation, biological process: regulation of endocytosis. Gene Ontology annotation, molecular function: GTPase activity; GTP binding. Lineage: Eukaryota; Fungi; Ascomycota; Eurotiomycetes; Eurotiales; Aspergillaceae. The record is from RefSeq and is a predicted model, not a curated record. The transcript is spliced from 4 exons. Gene Ontology annotation, cellular component: endosome.